Messenger RNA from Syzygium oleosum, 487 nucleotides. RefSeq names its product histone H4-like. NCBI's taxonomy places the organism in Eukaryota, Viridiplantae, Streptophyta, Magnoliopsida, Myrtales, Myrtaceae. Gene Ontology annotation, cellular component: nucleosome. The transcript has a single exon. Gene Ontology annotation, biological process: nucleosome assembly. The record is from RefSeq and is a predicted model, not a curated record. Gene Ontology annotation, molecular function: protein heterodimerization activity; structural constituent of chromatin; DNA binding. The coding region runs from base 115 to 429 and encodes 104 amino acids.
GUCAUCAUCCCAGAAGAACAAUCUCAGAAAGCUCCGAUCUUUGCACCUCUGCUUGCUCCAUCUUCUUCGUACGAGCUCUCUUGUGUGCCAACUUCAUUCGGUCUGUAGGAAAAAAUGUCGGGCAGAGGAAAGGGGGGCAAGGGGCUGGGGAAGGGAGGCGCUAAGAGGCACGGCAGGAAGGUGUUCCGGGACAACAUCCAGGGCAUCACCAAGCCCGCCAUCCGGCGGCUCGCCCGCCGGGGCGGCGUGAAGCGCAUCAGCGGGCUGAUCUACGAGGAGACCCGCGGCGUCCUCAAGAUCUUCCUCGAGAACGUCAUCCGUGAUGCCGUGACCUACACCGAGCACGCCCGGCGGAAGACGGUGACCGCCAUGGACGUGGUGUACGCGCUCAAGAGGCAGGGGCGCACGCUGUACGGGUUCGGCGGGUGAAGGUGGGGGCGUGUUGGAACCAACAGAAUAAUAAUAAAUUUUGGAAACUUGGAAUAAG